Messenger RNA from Hibiscus syriacus, 1275 nucleotides. Its product is annotated as NAC domain-containing protein 37-like. The transcript is spliced from 4 exons. The coding region runs from base 133 to 1182 and encodes 349 amino acids. The record is from RefSeq and is a predicted model, not a curated record. Gene Ontology annotation, molecular function: DNA binding. Lineage: Eukaryota; Viridiplantae; Streptophyta; Magnoliopsida; Malvales; Malvaceae. Gene Ontology annotation, biological process: regulation of DNA-templated transcription.
CAUAUCUUCUUCUCCUUCUUCAUCUCUUCAUUCUAAAUUCCCCAACACGAAUAAUUUAACUCCACAACAAUAGUUUUUCCAGAGAUGAUGAAGUUAUAAAAGAGUGGUGAAUUUGAUGCAGCAACAACAGUUAUGAUGGAGUCAAGUGUCCCACCAGGAUUCCGGUUCCACCCCACUGACGAAGAGCUUGUUGGCUAUUAUCUGAGGAAGAAGGUCGCUUCACAGAAGAUCGAUCUCGAUGUUAUUAGAGACAUCGAUCUCUACAGGAUCGAACCCUGGGAUCUUCAAGCUAGAUGCCGGAUCGGAUACGAGGAGGAGAAAGAGUGGUAUUUCUUCAGCCACAAGGAUAAGAAGUAUCCGACGGGGUCAAGGACCAACCGAGCAACCAUGGCUGGUUUCUGGAAAGCAACGGGGAGAGACAAGGCGGUGUACAAUAAUACAUCGAAGCUCAUCGGUAUGAGGAAGACUCUUGUUUUCUACAAAGGAAGAGCUCCCAAUGGUCUGAAAACUGACUGGAUCAUGCAUGAAUACAGGCUUGAACCCGACAACGGACCUCCUCAGGAGGAAGGAUGGGUGGUUUGUCGAGCUUUUAAGAAAAGAACCACCGGUGGACAAGCCAAGAGCAUUGGUGGCGGGUGGGACUCGAUCUACUUCUACGACGAACCAAGUGGUGUCAGCUCGGUGGUUGAUCCAAUGGAAUACAUGUCGAGGCAACCCCCCAUUUUUUUACCUUUGUGCAAGCAAGAGACGACAGAGGCAGAUAAUUUGAACAAAUUUGUUUACUCUGAUCAAUUUAUAGAGCUUCCUCAGCUAGAGAGCCCUUCUCUGCUAUUAAUGAAUAAGCCAAGCUCGAUAUCUAUCGUAUCUGAGAAUAAUAAUAAUAAUAACUAUGAAGAAGAAGAAGGUCAGAAAAGAAUGUGCAACAACAACAACAUCAAGAAAGUGACUGAUUGGAGAACCCUUGAUAGGUUUGUUGCUUCACAACUGAGUCAUGAAGAUAGAUAUAACAACGGUGAUCAACAUGGAGCUGCCUCGAUCUCAAGCUUUGAUGCUAAUAAUUGUAGUAACUCGGACAUGGCGUUGCUGUUGUUGCAAAGGAGUAGAGAAGAAGGGAACAACUUGAAGGAGUUACUGAGUUCGAGUUCAGAUUGUGAUGUUGGAAUAUGCAUGUUAGAUAAAUGAAAUGAGAUGAAAAAGAAAAGAAGACGAUAAAGAAAGUUUUUAUCGCUUAGUAUUAAUUAUAAAUAUUUGAUGCAUAACGAGACAUAUUUUUGU